This is a messenger RNA of Baudoinia panamericana UAMH 10762, 1091 nucleotides long. RefSeq lists its product as uncharacterized. The transcript is spliced from 2 exons. The record is from RefSeq and is a predicted model, not a curated record. Gene Ontology annotation, molecular function: SNAP receptor activity. Gene Ontology annotation, cellular component: cis-Golgi network; SNARE complex; Golgi membrane. Bases 279 to 950 code for a protein of 223 amino acids. Lineage: Eukaryota; Fungi; Ascomycota; Dothideomycetes; Mycosphaerellales; Teratosphaeriaceae. Gene Ontology annotation, biological process: vesicle fusion; endoplasmic reticulum to Golgi vesicle-mediated transport.
UCGCACCGCACCGCCACGAUUGCUAGACGAUUCGUCUCUGUUACUGCCUCAGUGUGAAGGCAGCUACUGCGCUCAGCUUCGUUGGCAUACAUGUUCCUUUCCCUGGUCGUAUCAAGUUGAGGUAUCUGUGAUGCCUCAGGCCUACCGCGGAGGCCCGAGAGCGAGCCUCGAAGCUGCAACAACGUACCCUUGCCUCGGCCUGGUUCUGCCAAACGGCGCACCAGGGCAAACCGUUUUCCAACUGGGCAUCAAAACGUCGAAGCCGAAAACGUGGCAGCAUGGCGACGCAGAGCAACUGGGCGCAAGUCCGACAACAAGCAAGAGCUCAGGAGACGCAGACAGAAACGCUCUUCCACACCUAUGCACAGUUCGCUUCACAAACAGACAUAGACCCUGUACCAAGCGAAGAGGAGCGGAAAACAGAGGAACAGCUCAAUGAGCUCCUGGAGAAGCGCUCAGCAACCCUCCAACAGCUCGCCCGCCUCCUCGACUCCGAACCCACCCCCUCCGCCCUGAAAUCCACCAACCUAGCCCGACACCGCGAAAUCCUACAACAACACCGCACCGAGCUUUCCCGCUUGAAAUCGCAAAUAGCAACCACCCGCGACCGCGCUAACCUCCUCUCCACCGUCCGCUCGGACAUUGCCUCCCACCGUGCCAACAACCCGGAAGCGGCCGAGGCGGACUACAUGCUCGACGAGCGAAGGCGGAUCGAGAAUAGCCAUGGGAUGGUGGAUAGCGUAUUGAGCCAGGCGUAUGCGACGAAUGAGAGUUUUGCGCUGCAAAGGGAGACUUUGGCGAGUAUCCAACGGCGGAUUACGGGAGCCGCGGCGCGGUUACCGGGAGUGAAUGAGUUGAUGCAGCGCAUUGGGAGUAAGAAGCGGAGGGAUGGAAUCAUCUUGGGUGUGCUGAUUGCGGUUUGCGUGUUGGUGUUGCUUUGGUUUUGGUGAAGGUCGGCAUCGUGGUCCAUUUGGCUAGUUCGGUGUUGUGGCGCUGCGUGGUAAGCGUCCGUUCUUACGCCAAGGCUUUGAGAUGCUCCGAGUUGCGCCCGCCGUGGCCAGUUGCAGUUUCCAUGUCGCAUGAACAGAACC